AUGGACCUUUCCAGACCCAGGUGCAGACUCUGGAGAAAACUAGUCCUCGUGGCCAGUCUGCUGGCCUGUGGGAUCACCCAGGCCUCCAGCCAAAUGUACAUCAGCCCAGACCCAUUCACAGGUUUGAAGGGAUUCCAGAGCCUCCUGACUGUCAACAAUGCCCCUAAAGAUGUUCAGGAAUAUAGUUGGCACCGGGGUGCAAAUGACACUGAGGAAAAUCUGAUUAUCAGCUACAACACCACAUCUCACUCCCAGCAGAAAGGGCCCGUGUACAGUGGCCGGGAAACAGUGUCCCAUACAGGUGCCCUGCUGAUCAAGGGUUCUCAAUUAAACGACACGGGGAACUACACCGCGCGGGCGGCUGCCUUCAGUGACACCCAGAGAGCAACUGGCUGGCUCGAGGUUCGAGAGUUUGAAAUCCCGGGCAUCUCAGUCAACACCAGCAUCGUGCUAGAGGAUGUGGACUCCGUGGUUGCCAUCUGCCACACCAACAACACCGAUGUCCAGUGGUAUGUGGCUCACACACUGGUGUCCAGCUCUGAACGCACGGCCAUCUCCCCAGACACAAAGACUGUCAUCAUCAAAAGGGUCAAGAACUACGACUCGCCGCUGCAGUGUGGGGUCAAAAUUGUCUUAGGGACUGUCACUCAGAGAAGUGAACUGAUCUAUCUGACGAUGGCCUAUGGACCCUCUUAUGUAAUGAUCCUCAGCGAGCCUGGUAACAACAAUGGCAUCCUGCCUGCUGAGAUUAGUUCCCAUGUGGAGAUGGUGUGUGUUUUCAAUGGCGCACCAGAAUCCAAGUACCGCUGUAUCCACAGUGGCUCCCUCCUGAGCUUCUCAGAGAAGAACAUCACCCUCCCGAGUCUGACCUGGGACCAGAUGGGCAGAUACAGGUGCAUCGUGGAGAACAACCUCACCCAGCUGACCUUGCAUGAGGAAGUCCAGGUCCAGCACCCCCGUGAGUGCAGAAGGUUUAGCCAAAGCAUCACCAUGUCAGCAUUCCUCCUGGACUUCCUCAUGGCGUGGUCAAUCUUGGGCUAUGUCCUCCUCUUUACUCUCAUCCUUGUGGGCCUCAUCAGAUGUUACUCCACCAGUCUGCUGGCCUGUGGGAUCCGCCAGGCCUCCAGCCAAAUCUACAUCGCCCCAGAUUCACUCAUCGGAGUGGAAAGAUAUUCAAGCUCACUGGCCGUCGAGAAUGCCCCUGAAGAUGUUCAGGAAUACAGCUGGCACCGGGGUGCAAAUGACACUGAGGAAAAUCUGAUUAUCAGCUACAACACCACAUCUCAUUCCAGGCGGGAUGGGCCCAUGUACAGCGGCCGGGAAAGUGUGUCCAUUAGAGGUACCCUGAGGAUCUGGAGGUCACAGUUAAAUGACACGGGGAACUACACAGUGAGGGUGGACACCAUCAGUGACACCCAGAGAGCAGCUGGCUGGCUCGAGGUUCGAGAGUUGGAAAUCCCGCAAAUCUCAGUCAACACCACCUCCGUCGUAGAUGGUGAGGAUGCGGUGGCUGCCACUUGCUACACCAAUGACAGCCACAUCCAGUGGUAUGUGAAUUAUGUACCGGUGUCCGGCAAUUACAGGAUGACCAUCUCCCCGGACAACAAGACCCUCGUCAUCCGAAUAUUCGGCCGCUUAGACUCACCACUUCAGUGUGGGAUAGAAAUUCUCCCAGAGCUUAUUCAGAAAAGUGACCUCGUCUAUGUGACAGUGGCCUGUGAGUGUUCUGGGGUUGUGAGAGUGAAGCCGGGGGUGGGGCUCAGGGUUUUCCCAGGGCGUAGCAGUAAGACCAGCAGAACUGGAGAGAGCGGCAUGA
Messenger RNA from Rangifer tarandus platyrhynchus (Svalbard reindeer), 1816 nucleotides. The record is from the annotation of a GenBank genome assembly. NCBI's taxonomy places the organism in Eukaryota, Metazoa, Chordata, Mammalia, Artiodactyla, Cervidae.